AUGUCAAGGGUACCUGAGCCACUUACUAUUGGGAGAGUUAUAGGAGAGGUGGUGGACAAUUUCUCCCCAAGUGUCAAAAUGACAGUAACUUACAACUCCAACAAGCAAGUUGCCAAUGGCCAUGAGCUCAUGCCUGCGGUCAUUACUGCGAGACCUCGGGUUGAGAUUGGCGGCGAGGACAUGAGAGCUGCUUACACGUUAAUCAUGACCGAUCCUGAUGCUCCAAGCCCUAGUGAUCCGUACUUGAGAGAACAUUUGCACUGGAUGGUUACCGACAUUCCCGGUACCACUGAUGCUUCUUUUGGGAGGGAAGUUGCUAGCUACGAGACUCCAAAGCCAACAGUAGGCAUCCAUAGAUAUGUGUUCAUACUGUUCAAACAGAGAGGAAGACAAACAGUGAGGCCACCAUCUUCCAGGGAUUACUUCAACACCAGGAGGUUUUCAGCCGAGAAUGGUUUGGGACUCCCAGUUGCUGCAGUGUACUUCAAUGCCCAGAGAGAAACUGCUGCAAGAAGAAGAUGA
Durio zibethinus is the source of this 522-nucleotide messenger RNA. RefSeq names its product CEN-like protein 1. Gene Ontology annotation, biological process: vegetative to reproductive phase transition of meristem; flower development. The record is from RefSeq and is a predicted model, not a curated record. NCBI's taxonomy places the organism in Eukaryota, Viridiplantae, Streptophyta, Magnoliopsida, Malvales, Malvaceae.